Molecule: messenger RNA, 786 nt
Organism: Triticum turgidum subsp. durum (durum wheat)
Lineage: Eukaryota; Viridiplantae; Streptophyta; Magnoliopsida; Poales; Poaceae
Source: the annotation of a GenBank genome assembly
AUGGCCGCUGACACCGACACCGUCUGGUCCUGCUUCGUGCCACGCGAGCUUCCGCGGUUCGCCAAGAGGGAGAUCUCCCCGGCGCCGGCGUCCAAGAAGGCGCUCUUCAAGCGCCUCUCCUGCCUACCCGCCUUUCUCCCACGGAAGCUCAUGCACAUGAGGCUGGACAAGGCUACCGGCGCUAAGUGCUUCAUGCUUUCUGCCGAGAUACUGCAGAUCACCAAGCACCAAGGCUACGUAUGGGAUUGGACUCCUCUUGGUUUUGAUCGCAAUGCGUGCCACAUUGGCAAAAGAUUCCAACAUGUCGCGACGUUUAGAAAUUGUGGCAAGAUACACUGCAAGAUGCUCUCGCAAAAGGUGAUGUACGCCGCUUACAUGGUGUUCAAGCUAGGACCCACUUCGUUUUAUGGGAUAGACUAUCCAUUCCAGGAGGCGUCGAUUAGCGUUGGAGGACGUGGAUCAACCUCGAUAGUUUGCCUCCAAAGCUGCAUGGAGGAUGAAGGCGAUGGGGGUGAGUCACCUCGGAUACAUGUCUUGGAAUCACCAGACCGUGCACAUAGAGUAGUACGGUGUCCACGGGUAAUUACUCUUGGAGAGGAUAUGGUACUCCCUCGGAAAAGGGCCGACGACUGGAUGGAAGUGGAGCUGGGUGAGUUCUACAACGAGGAAGGCUACGAUGAGGAUGUAUCUGUCAGUUUAACGGAGACAACUGUGACCAAGAAGUAUGGUCUUAUUGUGAUGGGCGUGGAGUUUAGAAAUAGGUUACAAAAGCCAACGGGGUUGUAG